AAAACAUGUUUUAGCCAUUUAGCUAUAAUGCAGCCUCAAUCAGAUGUUCAGUUCUAACUUUUUCCCAUUUUACAUCUUCACUUGAACAGGAAUUGACUGAUGACCAUGAAAGUACUAGUCCUUGUGAUGUGUCUGAUAGGACUGUGUUACUCCAUUCCAGUUUCUAAGGGUCAUGGGAGAGAGGAGCGCUCUUCGAGUCACGAGAGGUACAGAGGUUUUGGAGGGUUCCAACCCUAUCCUCAGUACCUACAGUAUUUCCCCCAGCCUCCCCAGAGUGGCUCCAACCUGAUGGCCCUGCUGCCCUUACUAUUGGCCAGACGAGCUGCCCUUCGUGCACCUGCGCCUGCACCACUUCCUGCCCUGCCGGCCCUGCCGGCCCUACCUCCCUUACCGGCUCUACCUCCCCUACCUGCAAUACCUCCCCUUCCUGCCAUACCUCCCUUUCCUGCCAUACCACCCUUGCCUGCCAUACCACCCCUACCUGCCCUGCCCGCCCUACCUGCCCCACCUGCCCUACCUCCCCUUCCCGCCCUUCCCGCCCUACCUCCUCUACCUGCCAUACCUCCGCUACCCGCCCCACCUGCCAUUCCUCCCCUACCCGCCCUACCUGCUAUACCUCCCCUACCUGCCCUACCAGCCAUACCUCCCCUACCCGCCCUACCUGCCAUACCUCCCCUACCCGCCCUACCUGCUAUACCUCCCCUACCCGCCCCACCUGCCAUACCUCCCCUACCUGCCCUACCUGCUAUACCUCCCCUACCUGCCUUACCCGCCCCACCUGCCAUACCUCCCCUACCUGCCUUACCUGCCCUACCUGCCAUUCCUCCCCUACCUGCCUUACCUGCCAUUCCUCCCCUACCCGCCUUACCUGCCCUUCCUGGCGCACCUGCUGCACCUGCCGCACCAGCUGCACCAGCCCCAUCUCUCUCAGGUUUCCUAAAUUCCAUAUUUGGAAGAAAGUAA
This is a messenger RNA of Esox lucius (northern pike), 963 nucleotides long. Its product is annotated as vegetative cell wall protein gp1. The transcript is spliced from 4 exons. The coding region runs from base 100 to 963 and encodes 287 amino acids. The record is from RefSeq and is a predicted model, not a curated record. NCBI's taxonomy places the organism in Eukaryota, Metazoa, Chordata, Actinopteri, Esociformes, Esocidae.